CAUAUAAUAGAUGAUAAUAUCCCAAAGAAAACAAUUUUGGCCAUUGGUGAAACUGGUACUGGAAAAAGUACCUUCGGUUUAAAAGUUUUCAAUGUUGAUACGGUUCCUGGUUCCGGUAUAUCAUCAGUUACAAGAAUUUCCGAAAUUUUCGAAAAUCUAUUCUUUAGAUACAUUGAUACUCCUGGUUUUUCUGAUUCCGAAGGAUUAGAUGAUGAUGAAGUUUUUAUUGAUAUGCUUUCUUUAAUUCAAGAAAAUUCCGUUAAUAAUAAAUUUAAAAUUGAUCUCAUUUUAUGGUUUUGCUUUGAAAGUAGAAGAUGUAAUCAACAACUUCAACGUGGUGCUAAAUUUAUUCAAAAACUUUCCGAUUAUUCGGAUCUUUUAAAUAAUGAGGAUUUAAAUAUUUGGAAUAACGUUUUAAUUAUUAUUCAAGGUCAAGCUUUAGAUGAUGCUACUGUUGAAGGUCCUCAAGCUGCUGCUCGUCUUGCUUGGCUUUCUUUUAUUAAAGAGAAAAAUAUUUUAUUUAAUAUUGAUGAUUUUAAACUUCGAUAUUUCCCUUGCUUUGUUUAUAAUUUUCAAGAUAUUCCUUCUCCUUAUAUGAACAUGUCUCAAUCUCAACGACAAAGUUUAAAUGUUUAUUCUAAUUCGGAAAUUAUCUCAAAGAUGCAACAACUUGUCUCGGAAAUUUCUUCAAAAUUUAAUGGAUUUAAUGUUUGUUUUAAAAGUGCUAAAUGUUCUAGAUGUGAUCAAAAAGGUGAUCCUAGACUUUUUAAAAAUAAAUGUCAUUUUGAUUUUAAGCAUAAUCUUUCUACAAAACUUGUUCACUCUAAUGUUAUAGAAGGUUAUCAUAUUGGUCCUAUUGUUUGUGUUCAUUCCGAUAAAUUUCAUCAAGAUCAAACAAAAGUUAAUGUUUCUAUGGCUACUGGUGGUGCUAUAGGUGGUGCUAUAGGUGGAACUGUUGGUAGUAUUCUUGCCUUGGCUGGUCAAAAAAAUGCUGCUUCUAGUGGUGUUAUUGGUUCAAUGACUGGAAUUGUAGGUGCUACGGCUGGAAAAAUUGUUGGUGAAUUAAUUACUGCUUAUGAAUGCUCGGAAUGUGGUUCUAAUUGGACAAAACCUGGUUGUAUUAAGAAAUGUUCUAAUUGUGAUAAAUUAUGGGAUUCUUAUGCUAAUAAUUGUGGAAAAAGAUAUUCUUGUUGUAAAAAAUCUGAUGAUGAUUCUGGUUGCACUUUAAUAUCUUAUUGUGUAUCCGAUAAUUGUAAUACAAAUUUAUCGGGUUGCAUUUGUAUUGUUUGUAAUCAAUCUAGACGUACUACUGGUUGUCAUCAAGGGAAUCAACAUGAUAUUAUCUAUUUUAAUGACUAA
Dentiscutata erythropus is the source of this 1359-nucleotide messenger RNA. The record is from the annotation of a GenBank genome assembly. Lineage: Eukaryota; Fungi; Glomeromycota; Glomeromycetes; Diversisporales; Gigasporaceae.